Aphanomyces astaci is the source of this 3667-nucleotide messenger RNA. Its product is annotated as STE/STE20/MST protein kinase. Gene Ontology annotation, cellular component: cytoplasm. NCBI's taxonomy places the organism in Eukaryota, Oomycota, Saprolegniomycetes, Saprolegniales, Verrucalvaceae. Gene Ontology annotation, biological process: intracellular signal transduction; protein phosphorylation; regulation of MAPK cascade. The transcript is spliced from 4 exons. Gene Ontology annotation, molecular function: protein serine/threonine kinase activity; ATP binding. The record is from RefSeq and is a predicted model, not a curated record. Bases 15 to 3128 code for a protein of 1037 amino acids.
CACGCCAUUUCAUCAUGUCGGUUGAGCAGUCGCUAGAAUCGUUGGGGUUGAGCGUGGGCGACCCCGAAGAACUCUUCGAAAUCCACUCGCGCGAAGGCGCCGGGGCGUUCGGACAAGUCUUCCGCGCAAGCUACCGAAGCACCCGCAAGGAAGCGGCGCUCAAAGUCAUCCAGAUCGCGUUAAAGCCUGGGCAGUAUGGCGAGGACGUGGACAACGUCCGUCGAGAAAUUGAGUUCCUACGCGAAUGCGACCAUCCAAACGUCGUGGCAUUUUAUGGGGCGUACUACAAAGAAGGCGCGCUUUGGAUCGCGAUGGAGUACUGUGGAGGCGGAUCCGUCGGCGACAUCUCGCGCCAGCGCAGGUUGUGCGAGCAAGAGAUUUCCGUCAUCAUGCGUGGGGCGUUGGAAGGACUCGCGCAUUUGCAUUCCAAGAAGAAAAUCCAUCGCGAUGUCAAAGGGGGCAACAUUCUUCUAACCACCGAUGGCUACGUCAAGAUUGCUGACUUUGGUGUAUCAGCGCAACUGCGAGACACGUUAUCUCGACGGGGCACGUUUGUGGGCACGCCCUACUGGAUGAGCCCAGAAAUGAUCCAAGACUGCAACUAUGACUACAAGGCGGACAUUUGGUCGUUGGGUAUCACGGCGAUCGAACUCGCUGACCAGCGCCCCCCCUUGUUCGACGAGCACCCCAUGCGUGUCCUGAUUCAAAUCCCGCGCAACCCGCCGCCGCGACUCAAGCAGCCGCAAGACUGGUCGGCCAACUUUUCGCACUUUUUGCAGUACUGCCUGACAAAGUCCCCCACGGAGCGCCCCACGGCCACGGCGUGUCUAGCGCAUCCGUUCAUCACGUGCUGGCGCGACAUUCCUCGCGUCGUAUCGGGCGGUGUUGGCGGGGUGUUGCUCCGAUCCAAGAGCAACUUGCACGAAGGGCCCGAGCGACUUCUUACUCCACUCCACGCAGACCACCCCCCUUCUUCUUCUUCCAUGCCCACGAUCCCCGAGUCUCUGGGGCAAUCGAAUGCCUCGACGUUGGACGACCUCAUCCACGUCGCCCAGUCCGCUUCGAUCGCAGAGGACGACGAUCAGUUGGAGGUGUGCGACAUCUUGGGAUACGACAACCACGAAGGAUCGAGAUCGGAUUGUUGCAACGUGCCUGAAGUCGUGUUGGACCGAUUGUUGGCCAUGGUACCUCCCCCUGAUGAUGACGACGACGACGACGACGGCUACGACGACAACGAAGUCAACGUCCUGCUGGAAGCGUCGUCGAGUGCCGUGAGCGACGUUGACGCGAUGGACGACCUCAUUACGCUGGCCAGGGCUUCGUCCAUGGAGCCUGCGACGGUGGACACUCUAGACGAUGACAACGAUGGCGUCGAGGAGGAAUCAACGACCAAGCCGAUUGACUCAUCGGAUGUCAAUGUCAACAACUGCAGCACUCAUGAGAUGGUGACCAAAAUGGGUCUUCUUCCCCCAAGUGACGACGCGAUGUCGCACGAUUCAGUGGUUUACGAUGAUUCCUAUGGUGCCCAACAUCCUCCCGAGCCCCAACACAUCGAAACCCCAAUCGACGAUCGUUUAAGCGUCCUCGACCAGCCUGGCAAUGCUAUGAACGAAUCACAUGUCGCCAACUUGCCCGACAUGACAGCCAACGACCCCCCCCCCAGUACGAGUGUGCCACCUGUGGAGGAAGACGUAGCCAAAGCCCAGGAUGCUGUCGGUGCAAUUCUAGAGCAUGCCUCGGAUGCGGCCGUGUUGCCUCCCACGAGCGAACAACUCCAGCCCGAAAUAGAGCCGGUGGUGCAUGUAGAAGUGAAGCGCUUUGCAGUCGAACAGAUCGUGUCGGACAAACCUCCAUCCCCCCCUGCGUCCCCCACCCACUCGGCCCCCACGACGUUUGUGGGGACACCCUUCCAAGUCGCGCACGACGUGUGUGUGCGAUACAACACGUUUGACGCCAAGUACGAAGGCGUGCCGGUAUCACUCGACUCGCUCCACAAACACUUUGGGAUCCCCCUGUCGCAGAUGCGAUGCAGUACCAAGCACCCCGACGACCUCGUGCCAGCGCUGCUGCAUAUGCUGAGGCGCGAACUGGGGGACGCGGGGAUCACGGCCAAAUACAUCUAUCGGUCAUCCCCCGAUCACGGCCAAAUCCAGGCGGCCAAAUUGGCGCUGAACACAGGCAUGUUCGACGGACCUUCCAAGCGAGGGGACCCUUACUUGCUGUCGAGUUUGAUCAAGUGCUGGUUUCGAGAGCUACCAACACCGCUGCUGGCCCCAUGCUGCAGCGUCGACGCGUCCGUCGCCGCCCUCGCCGCGCUCGUCACGCAACCUGCGGGCAGCACCGACGUGGCUUUGGUUUGCAAUGACUUGGACACGUUAGACUUGGCCGUACGCACGUUCUUGGCGCCGUUGUGCGACCAGGCGCGGCAGAUCUUUGAGUGGCUCGUCGAGCACUGGUGUCAAGUUGUAGACAAGCACACGCUCAACAUGAUGAACGCCCACAGUUUGGCGAUUGUGUGGGUGCCGAAUUUGAUUUCCAUGCCAGCUACGUCCCCACAAGACGCGUCUCGAGUGUCCAAUCAAGUCGCGACGAUCCUGCAAGUGUGCAUGUUGUGGUGGCAACUCUCCCAUACAUCGUCAAAUCCAACAGACUUUGGGAGACUCGAGAAGCAGCCCAGCGCGCGGACCGUGGAGGCGGCGGCCCCCGCGCCGCCUUCGAAACCGCAGAGGCCGCUGCUCGUGGACGGCAAGUUGUUCCACACCCGCAGAUGCCUCGUGCGGGUGCUGCAGCAAGAUAUCGACCGCGCCAUCACCGACAAGUGGUCGUUUGUCGACUGCCAGCGUCAAGUGCUCAAUGGGCUGCGGUUGUACGCCCGGACCAAGCAAGAACGCGAGUUUGCCGACAAGUUGCUGCAGAAUCCAGCUGCAAAGUCGUACACUCGUCCUGCGAGCUUACACGACUGUGGGCGGUGGAUCGACAUUGCGAUGGACGCCACCGCGUUUGCCCAAUUCGAAGCUCAGCAACGUGAUGUUGCUCUGCAACUUGAUCACCUGCUAUUGCAAUACCCCCAGCUGACACUCAUGCCCCACUUGGCGACUACCCGUCCAUUGCUGCUUCCAACACAAUAACCAGAUGUCCAACGACAUAUGGAUGAUUUUCCGCAUUCAACCACUAUGACAAUGCAUAUUAUAUUCUUGUCGGUAUAUUUAUUUGUGCAUGGGUCCAAUGGUCUUGAGCUGUUUGAGCACGGCGUCGAUCACUGAUUUCUUGAGUCCGACCGUGGUUUCUGCUUUGGACUUGUUGCUUUUGAAGAACAUGGACGACGAUGCCGCCGCCGCCGCCGCCACGGACGUUUCCUUGAACUUUUCCACGACGGCCACGACGUGGUCGGGCAUCACAUGCGUGUACUUGCCUCCGCUUCUACCAACAUAUACACACACACCACCAUAUAUGAUAAAGUACAAGGCAAAGUGUGAAGAUAUAUGGAUAAAAUCACGAAAAUGAAUGGACCCAACGCACUUGAACGUGGUGUGGUCCAAUCGCUCCAGGUCGUCCGACACGAUCAAGUCCACCAACUGGGUCAUGGGCAUGAAGCAGUCUUUCAGCUGCCCCACGCCACACGUGCCAGCGUAUUGCACCAGCGCAUCUACAAUAUAUAUAUAUAUAU